Molecule: messenger RNA, 3960 nt
Organism: Heterotrigona itama
Lineage: Eukaryota; Metazoa; Arthropoda; Insecta; Hymenoptera; Apidae
Source: the annotation of a GenBank genome assembly
AUGAGCUCUCCCACUAUCGUCGGUCGAGAUAGCGCACGUGCGUAUGUUCGAACAGCAGCACAUCGCAUCCAUGCAUAUGAACGGUAGAAGUGCCGACAAACGAACUAAAGCUUCUUUUAUCAGUCAGUCACGACCGCGUGAGGCAAACAGUUGAGUGCGCGCGACAGUGGUGCGUUUACCGUCCGGAAACCGUCGCGCUUUCCUCGUCCCUUUUCUUCGCUGAGAUCAACGCGCCUCUUCUUGCACGAUCCCCUCAACGCUGGAUCGAUCAUCGAUCGCAAUACCCUAUCGCGACACUGCGGAGCUAGGUUUUUAUUUCGACUCACGUAGCACUAGCCGAGGGAAGUCCCGUACGAAAUCACACGCGAGUCGGACAACGAGACCGAGCAGCCACCGCACACAGUCAGAAGCGGCAGGGUUAAUCGAAUAUCAAGGAACAAUAAACGCUUUACGAGGAAACGUCGACACGCUGGCGCAAAUUCUUCAAUACAUCGUUACCACAUAUGGUCGCUUUUCCGGACUCGUCGACUGAGCCGGCGUUGUUAAAUGUCACUGAUAUUAAAUUGAACGAGUGCGUGGAUCAUAAUGGACACGUAUACGAAACUAAUGACAGAGGAGUUAAGGAUCACGCGUUCACCAUACAACGAGCGGACAUGUCGAAUGGCAAAGACAACUAUGCGUUAGAUUUCGAUUGCAUGGAAAAGGCUAUCGACAACAAAUUGAACGCAACGGGCGACAUUAAAGCAGAGGCGGAUGUCGUAAAGAAAGUGGCAGCGGGUCUGAAAAGCCCUAACGGCCCAAAGAACAAAACGGACAUGUCACUGCCCAAUCUUGGUGGUGGAACACUUUCCAGUGGAAGUUCGAUAGUGACCAUCUCUUCCGUCGCAAAUUCAGAUCCUGGUCCCGACUUCCAUAAUAACACGGAUGGCUUUGGUAACAGCACACACAGACAUGAAAGAUGGUAUCAGACCACCCUUCAAGUUGCUGUGCCUUUUUUCAUCGCCGGGCUAGGUACAAUCGGUGCAGGCCUAGUGCUUGCAGACGUCAAGGACUGGCCAGUAUUUCGCGCUAUUUCUCAAUUAUUCAUUCUGGUGCCGUCACUGUUAGGCCUGAAGGGCAAUCUUGACAUGUGCUUGGCCUCGCGGCUGUCCACGCAAGCCAAUCUGGGCAACAUGCACGAGCUACGAGAGAUCGUGAAAAUGAUUGUUGGUAACAUCGCGUUGGUGCAGAUACAGGCGAUCGUCGCGGCUGUCUUGGUAUCGAUUUUCGCGGUUGUGGUAGACGCGAUAGCGGAAGGUAGCGCGUACACUUUCAAAUGGAACAAUUGCCUGUUAUUAGCCACAGCUAGCGUCUGCACUGCAACGAGCUCUUGCUUUAUUCUAGAUUUUGUAAUGAUCGCCGUCAUCAUGAUUUCGUAUCGGUGCAAAAUGAACCCUGACAAUCUAGCUACACCUUUGGCUGCCUCCUUUGGAGACGUUGUAUCAAUUAGCGUCCUAUCGGCAAUCGCAUCAGCGCUAUUUAACCAAAUGACAGUACAACCAUGGAUCCUGUACAUUAUACUUGGCUGUUAUUUCUUAAUUCUACCGUUUUGGAUCUACGUGGUUCUCAAGAAUAAAUAUACCAGAAAUGUUUUAACAUCCGGAUGGGUUCCCGUUCUAUCGGCCUUGUUCAUCAGUGGAUUUGGCGGUCUGGUUCUUGAUCAAGUCGUUGACUCGUUCAAUGGAUUCGUGAUCUUUCAGCCAAUCAUAAACGGAAUUGGUGGUAAUUUAGUCUCUGUACAGGCAUCUCGAAUCUCAACUACGUUGCACCAGACAACGAUUAUGGGAAUUUUGCCGCCACACUCGAAAAUAUUCAUCGCUCCGUGGAAAGCGCUCUUCAGAGGCUCGCUGUACGCGAAAACAGCCAGAAUACUCAUUUGCAUGGCGAUUUUCGGCGAAACGAUCUUCAUCUUUGCUGCCGAUUAUAUCAGAAAUGGAACGUCCACGUUACAUAUAUAUUUCGUUGUUUCUUACAUCGUCAUGGCUGUUCUACAAGUCAUGCUGUUGCUUUACGUGGCGCAUAUUAUUAUCCACGCUAUGUGGCGAUACAAAAUCGACCCGGAUAAUUCCGCCAUUCCGUAUUUAACGGCGCUGGGCGAUCUUUCGGGAACGAUACUUCUAGCGAUAGCGUUUUGGUUCCUCAUAAGUAUACAUCAGGAAUACGGUAAAUAAAGGACCGGCGACCGUUAAAGUGGCGAGAUUGAAAUGCUGAUGAAAACUGCGUGCCGACUUUUCCUUUGAAAGUGUCGUAUAUAAAUGUCAACGGAGUUAAAGAGCACCGACGUCGCGUCACGUUUAAAUGUGCCAGACAAUAGGAGACGAAGAUUAAUUAAGAGAACAAGUGUUUCGUGGAAACAAAACAUGGUGCUUUAUUACGGAACGAUCUGAUUGAUCUGAAACGGGCGAAACAGCAAGAUUGUGUUCUUCCUCCAUUAAGAGAAAAUCUUAAUGGUACGUUAGUCGCGUUAAUUAGUUGUGUCACACACGCUGAACAUAAUGGAUUAAAGCAGUAUGUCACAGUUCUUGAAAUAGGUAGACCAAUAGAAAGAAAAUGUACGAUAACACUGAUUCUAAUAUAUAGCUAGUGAAAUGCUCUGUCAUGAUAUAAUUUAUCAUGAUCUAAUAAUCGUACAGUCGUGCUUACGCGAAAUAAGGAAAAAAACGCUGCAUAAUUGACUGACGAUUACGUAAAGCCACGAGAUAUAGAAAUUUUUAAUUGUGUACCUAAUUGAAUGAAGCAGCAGAAUUUAAAGUAUUUUAGAUAUAAUCAUAUAUUUACAUCUGAUUGUAAUCUUAAUAAACAUAAACAGAACAGACCUAGUCAGUAUCUUAACACUGAUGAAUAAUUGUGUUGUAGGAAGAUCAUAUGUUAACAUAAAAUUUCAUAUUUACAAUAAUAAAAGCCUCUUUAAAAUAGAAAUUAUGUUUGUAGUUUACAGGUUUUUAAAAUAGAUAAUGUUUUCUAAUAAUAGAUAAAAUUAAAAACAUCAAAAUAUUUUAUUGAUGUUCUAUUGUGAAUUUAAAUUUUUUUGAUGAUAAUAGAACAAGAAAGUAAUAGAUUUUUAAUGUAUAUGCAUCAACAAUAUUUGAAACUCAUAAGUAUACAAUAUGUUUUAUAAAAAUUGUUUCUAUCAGUAAUAAUACAUUAGAAUAAGUUAUACAAAACAAUCUAAUUAAAGCGAGUAUUCAUAAAAUAAAUAAUGCUAACAGUAAGUAAAAUAUUGCUUUUAGUUCCUGAAAUAGUAUUGUAACUAAUAAAUAAUAGUGAAUGAUUUCCAUAACAGCCUGUGAUUUAAAAUAAUAUCUUCAAAUAAAAUGUAUGAACAAUUGUACUUUUAAAAUAAAACUUUGUGCUGUUGAAAUAAUGAUUUUUAUACAAAUAAUCAAUAUUUUAACUGAAUUUAAUAAAACUGAUACGAAUGCUUUAUAUUAUGUUUCACAAAAUUUCUAUAACAAAUUCAAAACACAUGAGUUAAACUGAAUGAUCAUAAAACAGAUCAAUUAAGUGAAGUGCAUGAAUAUCACAAAAAUCUAACCUACUCAAGUAUGUAGUGUUUAUACAUAUUUUACAAUUCUACAUAUUAUUUUGUACUGUUCGCUGUUUACAAUUCUAUGUGAUACACUUUACAUCAUUUAAUGUAAAGAAAUAUAAUUUUUGCAAUAUAUCAUAUUUAUUAUCACGAACAUUCUAACAAAAUUUUGAUCAAGCAAUAAACAAUACACAGUGUUUAAGGUUAUGUCUGUUUGGCGUUUUGAAUACGAUUAUUCAAAGUAAGUCAAAACAUCACACAAUAAUAAUAAUUAUUAUGUAACAAUUAUUUGUAGCAAAUGAACAUAUGUUUCUAGAGUUAAAAAUUCGUUAAAUAAUAUACUGUACCGCCAUAUGAUAUCAAAACAAAACAAAAAAAAAAAGAAAAAAAAA